Messenger RNA from Argentina anserina (silverweed cinquefoil), 2279 nucleotides. RefSeq lists its product as uncharacterized. Gene Ontology annotation, molecular function: metal ion transmembrane transporter activity. Gene Ontology annotation, biological process: transmembrane transport; metal ion transport. The record is from RefSeq and is a predicted model, not a curated record. NCBI's taxonomy places the organism in Eukaryota, Viridiplantae, Streptophyta, Magnoliopsida, Rosales, Rosaceae. Gene Ontology annotation, cellular component: membrane.
UAAAAGAAUCUUGGUCUUUUCUUUAUGUUAUGGUGGUUGAUGGAAAGGUUGCCCAUUUCAGAAGUAUCUUGGUCUUUUCUUUUUUCUGGUUGUUGAUGUUAGUUGAACUUUCUAAGGAUGCAUGGAUUUUGAGUAUUGUUAUGGUGUCUUUCUGGGAUUAGUGAAUGGUGGAUUGAUAACCUGCUCUUUUCUAUAAAAGGAAAUAAGGACAAAUGGGUCUCUUUCAAGUUUGGUGAAUGAUUUUGAUUUGGUUUUUGGAUCUAAACUUGGAUGUAUUGAUCUGGGAGAAGUCUGGAUGAAUUUGAGUUGGUCGGGUUAGACAUUGGUUAUAUAAUCGGAUUGAAAGCAUACAGUUUUGAAGUUGGAAAGCCUGCUGCAAUUCAUUGUGUUUGGUUGAAAUUUCAUAUAAUUGGUGAAGAGGACUUCAAUAUAUAUUUCAGAAUCAAUUUAGUGCUGGAGGUGAAUAUAUUAGGAUAUUAUAUAGAAUAAUGGAGCAAGCUGAUGAUCUACAAAUCAAUGGAGAGGGAGAGGAAAUGGAUAGAGAGCCGUCUCCAGAAGAUCCUCACAGAGAGCCUCAUCUCUACCGGAACCACUUUGGUGGCACAGUGAGGAGGAAAGCUUAUAUUUUUGAUGGGCAUGGGGACUUUUACAAUAAGGAAUGGGACCACUUUUACAAUAAGGAAUGGGACCUAACAGAGGGAAGAGGAAAUGAAUUUUGUUGGUAUCAUGUUGAGCUUCCAAAAGGACCUCAGAAACUUUCUCAAUCUGCACAACAACUCAUUCGUGUCCUUUGUCCGCCUUUGAAACUCCAGGAUAUUCUCUCGCUUGUCAGCAAUGGACCCUUUUGUGUGCAUGUUGAUGGGGCUCUUGUAUUCAGAGUCAACUCCCCAGGUCCUCCUGCCAGUAAGUUCACAUUCAGAAUUGCUGCAAGAAUUACUGAGCACUCGGUGAUUACUGUGUCUUUGGGCCGUGUACCCAGAUUGGGUUUCUCAUCAGUGGGCGAGUCUCUUCUCUCAGAGAUUCCUAGUGUGGAGAGUCCCACAAGUCUUAGAGGUGAGCAGAAGGAAAUGAGUGGGAUUGUGAUAGGGGAGCAUGUUCUUGAGUUCUUAUUGACAAUGAAUCAUUCUGAAGAGGCUGAUAAUCCCGUGCCUAAAUCCAUCUCCAAUCUUGUGGUUCAUAUUAUUGAUACGCAUGUUGAUCAUCUCCAGGAUGUUGUGACUAAACUUGAAAUAGAAUUGGAUUCUGUUGAGCUUGAGCUGGAUAAAGGUGGUUUUGCUUUGAAGAAACAAAUGCUAGAUGAUAGAAGAUUUCCUAAAAUGCAUCUAAAUUUGCAGCGUCUUUUGCAGGUGAUUGCUCAUGGGGAGCAAGUUUCUCGGGUCAAGGAAAAAUGUUCUACCAAACAAUGGUUUUCCAGUGAUGAUGUUAACGCUCUUGAAGAGCUAACUGGACGGUUGAGAAGGCUAAAGGAUAAUGUAGGGUUUAUAGCUAAUCGUGUCACAGCAAUACAGGCUGGUCUAGACAGCUGGCAAGCUGAGCAAAUAAACAAGAAACUUUAUUAUCUCUCUUUCCUUUCUAUUGUAUUCCUUCCUCUAUCCAUCAUUACUGGAGUGUUUGGCAUGAAUGUGGGUGGAGUUCCAUGGACUGGGCAGAAUGACUCAACCUUGAAGAAUGGUUUCCGUAAUGUGAUGUUAAUUUGCAUUGUUCUGCUACUUCUGGCUCUGCUCUGCUUCAGUUUUCCGGCUCUUUAUAGCCGAAUAGUUACUUGGCAAAGGAGAAGAGUUCUGAGAAGAAGUUGGUCCCUCAACAGGAAGUCAUUUCUCAGUAGGAGCCAUGGAAUUGGAGUUCAAGAAAGAAGGGGCUACCUUCGGCUUUGAGAAAAUUGACCACAUUUGUAGAUUAUUUUGUUGCUUCCACAUCUGGUUUCAUCUACUUUCUAAAUGACCUAUCAAGAUAUAUGUUGAGGGUUAUCAGUAUCAAUUACUCUGCUCCAAUCCUGUGAAUUUUGUGGGGAACUGGACAGAAAGUCAGCAACAGGAAAGAAGGUUGAGGUUUAUCAUUAGAGCAUGGUUUUUUGUACUUUGUUUUAAUGAUUUGUUUCAUUAGUUGAUUUAUCAUCACACUUUUUCUUUGUACUCACUUCUUGGUGAUCAUCUUGUAUUAUGUACAGUUUCUUGUAUCAUAUGAAUUUUGGAUACUGCUCUAGUGGUGGUUUAAGUUCCACCCUCUGGCUGUAUACUAUAUACUGUAUACGUUUCAAUGUCAAUCAUUACAUCAUGAUC